AUAGAAACAUACGUGACAACAACAGUACAGUAAUACAUUACUACAGGCGCAGUACAGGCGGGUACAUGAAAGCGAACAACAUGUGGGUGAUAGCGGCCCUUACUCUUGUCGGUGUGAUUUCUUCACCAGUUAUAUCACAGUCCUGUGGCGGAACUCUGACGGCCUCUUCUGGUACCUUCUACUCUCCAAACUACCCUUCCCGGUACCCCAACAACCAGAAUUGUCAGUAUGACAUCCGGGUACCAGCCGGGAACAAGGUCGUCUUGACCUUCGACGUGUUCCAACUUCAGGAAGCGUCAGUGUUCAGCACGGCUUGUAUGGACUAUGUGGAGAUCUAUGACCUGUUCGCACCCAGUUACAAUGUGGGCCGCUGGUGUGGUCAGGACAAACCGCCGGCCUACCUCAGCGCGUCAAACUCCAUCCUGGUCAGGUUCAUUUCUGACGGAGCCACGCGGAGAACGGGAUUUUCUGCCACUUACUGGACGACCACAUCUGGGUCUGUGUCCACGCCAGACACAACUGCAGAAAUCAACAGCGCCUCCUGCGGCACGCCAGAUAUUGCACCUUCUCUGACGAGGAUCAUAGGAGGGACUGGCGCUCGCCAGGGCAGCUGGCCAUGGCAGGUGUCUCUGAAAGACAGUUAUAACGGAGGUCACGUGUGUGGAGGGUCAUUGAUUGCACCGAACUGGGUCCUGACAGCAUCGCACUGCGUGGAAACGUCAUCUAACAACCCAUCACGGUGGACUGUACGUCUGGGGAGUCACACCAGGGAGGCCACGGACAGCACACAGCAGGACUUUUCUGUGUCUAGGAUUAUCAUGCACGAGAAUUACAACAUGGCGUCUCUGGACAAUGACGUCGCCCUGAUGAAGUUGAGCGGGUCCGCUGACGUCAGCACCUCUUACGUCAACACUGUCUGCGUUCCCGACUUCCCCUUCGCGUCUGGGACCGGAUGUUACGUCACGGGAUGGGGCACAACCGGAAGCGGCUUGUUAGCUACCACGCUGCAGCAGGCGUACGUGCCCAUCAUCGCCCGCUCCACCUGUAACCUGGGCUCCUGGUACAACGGCGCCGUCACCAACAACAUGAUCUGUGCAGGCCACGCCAUGGGGGACAUCGACUCCUGCCAGGGUGACUCUGGUGGCCCGCUGGUCUGUUCCAGCGGAGGGAAGUGGUACCAGGCGGGUAUCGUCAGUUGGGGGUACGGCUGCGCACAACCCAACCGUCCCGGCGUCUACACCAACGUCAAGAACUACGUCCAGUGGAUCCAGGAUAAGCUACAGCAACUUUUUCCAAGGGAAGAACUAGACGUCACCAUGUGGUUGUUGUGCCUAGCAGCUUGUGCCAUUGCCGUCCAUGCACAAACAGACUCCGGUUGUGGGUCUCCCCACGUCAUGGGCGGGGAGUCUGGGACCAUCAUGUCCAUGAACUACCCGUCCAACUACGACAACAACGCCGCCUGCGACUGGCAGAUCAUCGUGGCAGAUGGCAAGACCGUGUCCGUCACAUUUGAAAACUUCAACGUUGAAUCUCACUCUUCCUGUGGAUAUGACUACGUCGCCCUGUGGGACGGAGUGGAGGAUGCUACUGCAACCUACAUCGGAAGUUAUUGUGGGACAUCUCUGCCGCCCAGUGUGACGUCACUCGGGAACAGCAUGUGGAUCCGUUUCCGGUCCGACUCGUCCGUGGCCCGGCCAGGGUUCAAGCUGACCUACCAGGCCAGGGCGCCCAGUGUAGCUGCACUGGCUUCAGACUGUUACACCGGGAACUCCGUGGACUACCGCGGGACACUGGCCGUGACUCAGACCGGGAAGACGUGCCAACGCUGGGACUCCCAGUACCCUCAGUCACACAGAUACAACCCUGUGUUCUACCCUCAGUACGGGUUGGACGAGAAUUACUGCCGUAACCCUGACCAGGACUCAGGCGGCGUGUGGUGCUACACAACCGACCCUAACACCAGGUGGGAGUACUGCGACCUCAGCUCAGGAUGCGCUGGGGGUACCACCACCACUCAGGCUCCCACCACCACCACCACAACCGCUACCGGUACCGGUACAGGAGACGGUACCUGCGGUGUUCCCGCCAUUUCCCCCAUCCUGAGCCGCGUCGUGGGGGGUGAGGACGCCAGGCAGGGGAGCUGGCCAUGGCAGGUAUCGAUGCUGCUGUACGGCAGCAGCCAUGUUUGUGGUGGCUCCAUCAUCGCUCCCAACUGGAUCGCUACCGCCGCUCACUGUGUCGACAGUAACCGUUCCCCCGGCUCCUGGACGAUCCGUGUAGGCAGUCACCGCCGCCAGUCCACCGACUCCACCCAGCGGGACCACGCCGUUAGCAGGGUCAUCAUGCACGAGAACUACAACUCAAACCUUAUUGAUAACGACAUCGCCCUAAUGAAGCUGUCCAGCAGCAUCACGUUUGAUGACUACGCCAGUCCUGUGUGCCUGCCUACAGUUGACGUCACCGGCGGGACCAUGUGUUACACCACCGGCUGGGGUUCCACCGGCGGAUCCAGUCUGCCCAACAUCCUGCAGCAGGGUAAAGUACCGGUCGUGGACAGGUCCACCUGUAACAGUGGCAGCUACUACAACGGGCAGAUCACCAACAACAUGAUCUGUGCUGGCUACAGACAGGGAGGCGUCGACGCUUGUCAGGGUGACUCCGGCGGACCUUUCGUGUGUAACUACGGCGGACAGUGGACCCUGGACGGGAUCGUGUCCUGGGGUUACGGCUGUGCGCAGGCCUACAAGCCCGGGGUCUACACGCGCGUCACGAACUACAUCUCCUGGAUCAACAACAAGAUGGCGACCUACUAGAUCUACAGGCACACAGCCUCGCAAUCUCACACAGCCUCGCAAUCUCACAGAGAAAGCACAGAUGAGAUCGGGACACCGGUUGCCUGAGAAAAAAAAUAAAAGAACCAGUAGCCUACACUGAA
Branchiostoma belcheri (Belcher's lancelet) is the source of this 2935-nucleotide messenger RNA. Its product is annotated as ovochymase-1-like. The coding region runs from base 66 to 2813 and encodes 915 amino acids. The record is from RefSeq and is a predicted model, not a curated record. Gene Ontology annotation, molecular function: serine-type endopeptidase activity. Gene Ontology annotation, biological process: proteolysis; acrosome reaction. The transcript is spliced from 21 exons. Lineage: Eukaryota; Metazoa; Chordata; Leptocardii; Amphioxiformes; Branchiostomatidae.